UCUUAUGGUAAGCAGCAAUCGCAAGUACCAAGGACAAGCACUACGGUGGUGGAUUCUGCCCUCCUGUGGUGUGGCCACCACACUAGUAAAUACUACUAAAUACACCAUCACCGGUGAUUGCUUGCAUUACAGGUAGAGAGUUUUUGAAGUGGGAGAGACGCCAUGAAUGGAAAGGCCACUCAAUAAGUGUUGGAGAAAGCUAAGCUCCUAGUUUACAAGAAAAAGAUAAAACAGUGUGCAAGCACUAAAUGCAAUAAACCCAGAUAAUCUGCUGCCAUAUGAAGUGUUUAUAGAAUAGAAAGGAGUGUUUCCAUGGCGAACUGCAGCUUGUUCUUGUUAUUAUGUCUUACAUGGAGUUUCUUCUUCCUGGGUACCUAUCAAAUAACCUCACAAUCACAAGUGCUGCUUCAGCUAAGGAAACUACUGGAGUACCCAGAGCAAUUAAAAUACUGGAAUGGUGAAGGUUUAGAUUUUUGUUUCAUGUCGUCAUCCGCACAAGUAAACAUUACAUGCCAAAACAAUGUUGUUACUGAGCUCAAAAUUGUGGGUGAUAAGCCGAACAAGGCUUAUUAUUAUGAUGGGUUUGCCAUUCCGAAUCAAACUUUAUCAGACAGCUUUUCUAUGGAUUCUUUUGUUGCUACACUGGCAAGGCUAACAAGCUUGAAGGUUCUUAGUUUGGUGUCUUUAGGCAUUUGGGGUCCCCUACCAGAUAAAAUUCAUCGGUUGUCUUCACUUGAAUUCUUAGAUUUAGGUUCAAAUUUUCUCUCUGGUUCAAUCCCUCCAAAACUAUCCACAAUGGUAAAGCUUCAAACCCUUAUACUGGAUCACAAUUUCUUCAAUGAUACAGUCCCCAAUUGGUUUGAUUCUUUAUCUAAUUUGACUGUUCUAAGCUUGAAGAACAACCAAUUGAAAGGUCCAUUUCCAUCUUCAUUACAUAGAAUUACAACUCUUACUGAUCUUGUUCUGUCCGGCAACAAGAUAUCUGGGGAAGUUCCGAAUCUUAGUGUUCUCAGGUGCCUACAUGUGGUGGAUUUGAGUUCUAAUGAAUUGGAUUCUACUCUACCAAAAAUGCCUAGAGGAUUGGUCGUUGCUGUUCUAAGCAACAACUCCUUUUCUGGGGAAAUACCGGAGCAAUUUAGCCAGCUAAGUCACCUCCAACAACUUGAUAUAUCAUUUAAUUCAUUAGAAGGAGCUCCUCCUGCUGAAAUCUUUUCAUUGCCAAACAUCAGUCACUUGAACUUGGCAUCAAACAUGUUAAGUGGCUUGCUUCCGAACCAUCUAAGAUGUGGCGGAAAACUUGAGUUUGUUGAUAUAUCUGAAAACAGGUUGACUGGUGACUUGCCAUCUUGCUUAAGCACUAAAUCAGAGGGGAGAUUUGGUAACUUUAGUGGAAAUUGCUUAUCCGUUGAUGCAGGGCAUCAGCACCCAACAUCACAUUGUACGGAAGCCGACACGAAUAGGAAACAUUCUGGAGGCAAAAAUGUGGUGAUACUAGUAUGUAUUAUUGGAGGAGCACUAGUUGUUAUGGUGCUUCUGGCCUUUGUUUUUCUUGUUGUGAUCAGAAGAUAUUGUCCUCGAGGGGUAUCGGAGCAGCAUUUGUUGCGUAAGGCAGGGCCGGAUAAUUCUGUAGCUGGAUUCUCCUCUGAGAUGCUAACAAGUGCAAGAUUUAUAUCCCAGGCAGCAAAGUUGGGCACACAAGGUCUCCCGGCGUGUCGGCCAUUUACUUUAGAAGAGUUGAAGGAAGCUACAAAUAAUUUCGAUAACUCUGCGUUUAUUGGUGAAGGUUCAUAUGGGAAGCUCUAUAGAGGAAGACUGGAGAAUGGCACCCAAGUGGCCAUACGAUGCCUGCUACCGUCGCAAAAGUUCUCGAUUCGCAACCUUAAACUCAGGUUGGAUUUGCUUGCAAAGCUCCGGCAUCCACAUCUUGUUUGCCUUUUGGGACAUUGCAUCUAUGAUGGUGGACAAGAUAAUUACACUAUAAACACAGUCUUCCUUAUAUACGAAUACAUGUCUGGCAGAGACUUUCCUACUCAAUUUUCAGAAAAUAGAUCUGGGAAGGGUCUCGACUGGUCGGAGAGAGUGGCCAUUUUAAUUGGGGUUGCAAGGGCUGUGCAUUUCCUGCAUACUGGGGUUAUUCCUGGUUUCUUCAACAACCGAUUGAAGACAAAUAAUAUCUUGCUCAAUGAACAUGGGAUAGCAAAGUUGAGUGACUAUGGCCUGUCUAUUAUCUCAGAAGAAACCGGCAGCCAUGGGGAAAAUGGAGGCGACGAUAAAUCAAGGCAAAUGACAAUAUUUGACGAUGAUAUCUAUAGCUUUGGAUUCAUAUUACUUGAAGCUCUCAUUGGACGUUCCGGAUUUGCUGGACGAGAGGCGCUUAUACAAGAUGAAUUGGCAUUUUUGAACAACCAGGAGGAACGGUUUAGAGUAGUAGACUCCAUGGUGAUGGCAACUUGCUCUCAGGAAUCUUUAUCAGUUGUGAUUGGGAUAAUGAACAAAUGUAUCCACUCAGAGUCAUGGAGCCGUCCUUCUUUUGAGGACAUUCUUUGGAACUUACAGUAUGCUGCUCAAGUUCAGGCAACAGCAGAUGAACAGAAAAUGGACAAAACUUCAUAUCAAUGAGUUCUUGAGACUUGAAACUACGCGCUAAUAAUACCCAUACCCGGAAAAUACCUGUGUAACUUCAGAGUCCACCCCGUCCCCUCC
Molecule: messenger RNA, 2703 nt
Organism: Tripterygium wilfordii
Lineage: Eukaryota; Viridiplantae; Streptophyta; Magnoliopsida; Celastrales; Celastraceae
Product: probable inactive leucine-rich repeat receptor-like protein kinase At3g03770
Exons: 8
Coding region: 313-2619 (768 amino acids)
Biological process (GO): protein phosphorylation
Molecular function (GO): protein kinase activity; ATP binding; receptor serine/threonine kinase binding
Source: RefSeq, a predicted model, not a curated record